CGCCGUUGUUGUUGCUGCCGCUUCCGCCGCCGCCGGCUUCCACUCCACGUUGUGAGCCGCUGUCCGGGGAUACAAACUGACACCAGAACUGGACUUAAUUUCUGUUACAGGAAACAAAAGCAAUACCAACAAAGUGUUGUGGGAGGCUUUGGUCCCGCUGACCGCCGAGCUUUCUCCUCUCCCGUCCUCCUCCCGGUGGUGAGCGGACCGUCGGUGAAGGUGUUGGCCACUGCUCAGCUGCUGCUCAAGAUCAGGCUGUAAAAGCAGUGCAUGCUGGGAGAUAACUACAACGUGAGACAGUGACCGAGAGGCCAGCCGAAAGACAUUUGACUGCAUGAAGAGGCCAAGUGACGGGACCUUGGUCCUCACCUAGACCCCUCUCACGACCCCCCCACCCCCACCCCCCCUCCCUGCUGCUUGGACAUGAGGUCGUUCCGGUCGUUUGCAAACGACGACCGCCAUGUCAUGGCCAAACACGCCAGCAUCUAUCCAGCCCCGGAGGAGCUGGAGGCUGUCCAGACGCUGGUGUCCACCGUGGAGGGAGCGCUCAAGAAAGUCUCUGAUUGGAUGGAUGGCCUCAACAAACCAUCAGGGAAGACCUCCACCAAUAACGAGACUGAGGACAAUACAGUGGAGAAGGAUGCUGCUGAAAUAAAGCCAGACAGUACGCCAGUGCUGUGCGGGGUGACACGCGUUGAUCUGGUGGCCAAAGGCCUGCUCAUCAAAGGGGACAUGGACCUGGAACUGGUGCUGAUGUGCAGGGAGAAACCCACCAAACUCCUGCUGUACACUAUCAGUGCCAACCUCCCCCUGCAGAUCCAGACAAUGACGGAGGACAAAUACGAGGUGCAGUCGUGCGUGCCUGAGGCAGCCAUCCGGGUCUGCAGCACCAAAGACCCGCAACUCACGCUGAAGAUCACCCUUUCCUCCUUAGCCAUGAGGGAGGAACACAGCACCACAGAAGAAGAGGAGGACACUCAGGAGGACAAAAAGGAGAAGCAGGAGGACAAGGAGGAGGAGGAUGUCCUGGACAGGCAGAAGUGCCGGGCUGCGCUGGCUUCGCUCCGACACGCCAAAUGGUUUCAGGCCAGAGUCACAGAUCUCAAGUCCUGCGUCAUCGUCUUGAGGAUUUUCAGAGACAUGUGCAACAGACUGCCCGGGUGGCAGCCUCUCAAAGGAUGGCCUCUGGAGCUGAUCUGUGAAAAGGCCAUAGCUACCUGCAACCGGCCGCUGGGUCCAGGUGAGGCCCUGCGUCGCGUCAUGGAGUGCAUCGCCUCAGGGAUUCUUCUUCCAGGAGGUCCAGGAGUUCAUGACCCCUGCGAGAGGGAACCCACGGAUGUCCUGUCUGACCUCAGCGCACAGCAGGCUGACUCCAUCACAGACAGCGCUCAGCAUGCGUUACGCCUCCUAGCCUUUGGACAGCUUUACAAGGUCUUGAAUAUGGAUCCUCUCCCUGCCAGCAAGCCCUCACCAAGGCUGUUAGAAGGAGGCUGUCAGAAGAGGCUUCGGGAGGACGUCGGGUCAGAUGAUAGAGACUUCAUCAAAAGGAUGAAAGUCCUGGACUGGAGGAUGAUGGAUCCAAACCACCCCAUGAACGCUCUGAUGCGUCUGAAUCAAAUCCACCCGGGCCUCCAGUACCGCCUGCUGUCCCAGUCCGGCCCGGUGCAUGCUCCGGUCUUCACCAUGUCUGUAGACAUCCAGGGAACCACGUACCAGGCCACCGGGAACUCUAAGAGAACUGCCAAGCUCCAAGUAGCCCUCAAGGCGUUGCAGGCUCUGGGGUUCGUGGUCGGUGGCGAUGGAGAUGUGGACUCGCUGAGCGCCGACGAGAAGUCAGAUGGCGAAGGCAAGAAUGACAGGAUGUCCACCAGCUCCAGCUCCACCUCCAUCACCUCCUCCACAGACACACAGGAGUCCAGAGCUCCAGGUCCGAUCCUGACAGCGGGAGGUAAGAACCCAGUGAUGGAGCUGAAUGAGAAACGCCGUGGCCUCAAAUAUGAGCUGAUAUCAGAGAGCGGCAGCAGCUAUGACAAACGCUUCAUCAUAGAGGUGGAGGUGGAUAAGCAGGUUUUUCGAGGGAUGGGGCCCAAUAAGAAAGUAGCCAAAGCCAGCGCAGCACUCGCAGCCCUGAACAGCCUGUUCUCUGGCUCCAAAACCACGACCAACAAGAAGAAACGGCCCAACCCUCCUCCAAAGCGACCCAUAGCCUCAGUGCUGACCCUCCCGGCCCUCGCCGCCAGACCUCCACGAGUCCCCGUCAUCCCCAGAGCUCCGUACAUCAGCACCCCGCCCACACAUGGGUACAUCCCCCCAGGCUUUGGUGCUCCUUAUGGUUACAGCCCUGCAGGCGCCCUCCCACCCUACGGUUUUCCCUCCAGAAUGCCCUCAGUAGUUGUCCCAGUCAUCAGGGUCCCCACAACAUACCCCAUCACCCACCUCUACCCCUAUUAGGACCCUCCCUCACCUCAUCUCACUCACUUCAGAGGAAAUCACUUGUUAGUUAUAUCCUGACGUUUUACUGUCUGUCCAUGACACACGCUUCAAAAACCAACUCUGGAUAUCCACAAAUAUUUGACCAGUAUCCCCAGUCAGCUUCAAAUCAGGCAGUACCAGCACGUUCCCGCUGUGCUACAAUCCAGCUAGAUUAAAUUGGCCAUUGGAAAUUUGUGUGGCAGUUGAAAUACUAAGUGUGUAAACACAGAGUUUGACAAAUAAGCUCUUUGAUCAUCAAACCAUUAUGCAAUGAAAAUCUGAGCUCAGCAUUUAUUGUGCUGCAGUGUGUGUAAGUACAACACAGUAGGGAGCUAAACAAAUUAGUCACCCACCAUAGGAAACCCAACCAUUAACCAAAGACAGUGAACUAAAUAAACACAGCAUGUCGUCGCACCGACCUAAAAAAAAUAGUAGCUACUCAAAGGAACUGAAAACUCAGACUAGUAAAUCCUCCAUAGAGGAACUAACCCCACAUCAACCAGAGCAAAGCAAACUAAACAUACAGUUGCUGUUGGGAGCUUAAAAAGGCGUCUUAAGUACAGCAACUAUAUGUAGGAACCAAAACUAGUAACCAAAGAAAGGAAAAAAAACAUUCUCUGCUAGGAACUAAAGAAACAGCUCUCUGACUGUUUAAAUAUUCUCUGUGAAGAACUAAAUCACCAGUCACCAAACAAACCAACUGGUCACCUACUGCUAGAUAUUCAAUGUCAGAAACUAAGUUAAUAUCCACUGUAAGGAACCAAACAUCCCCUGUUGGAAUUGGAUGUUUAGUUUCUUACAGUGGAUAUUUACUUAGUUUCUUACAAUGGAUACUUAUCACUGGGGCUAAAACAACAAAUAAAAUCCUAAAUGUGAAUGAAGUGAUUCCUCCGAUUGAAUGAAUUUUUUAUUAUGUCAACUUUCUUUAAUGAAUACAACUCAUCAGUUUCGUCAACAUAUAGAUACACAUACAUGUAUGUAUUUAGAGCUCUGAUACAGCCGCCUCUGUCUGUAGUCACUCAAUGUCUGAUCUGAUUGGCUGCACGUCACCAGUAAUAGCCCAAACAAUGCAGGCAACCAAACAUCGUCUGUGUGGGAACUGAAUAAAUGAACCUUGUAGCUUUUAACUCAACAUCCAC
This is a messenger RNA of Chelmon rostratus (copperband butterflyfish), 3611 nucleotides long. RefSeq names its product spermatid perinuclear RNA-binding protein-like. Bases 424 to 2451 code for a protein of 675 amino acids. NCBI's taxonomy places the organism in Eukaryota, Metazoa, Chordata, Actinopteri, Chaetodontiformes, Chaetodontidae. Gene Ontology annotation, cellular component: precatalytic spliceosome. The record is from RefSeq and is a predicted model, not a curated record. Gene Ontology annotation, molecular function: double-stranded RNA binding; single-stranded RNA binding. The transcript has 19 exons.